UAUGUUUAAAUGUUCUGAGUGGAGUUUUGAUUUCCUGCUGUCAGGUUAGAUUAGCCACUCCUCCGAUACGGAUGCUGGGUAAAAAUGAAAGCUAACAGCUAGUGGUUAGUUUGAAUCCAUUCUGUUAAAUAUGGCUGGGGACUUUCGGGGUUUAGCGCUGGAAAAAGCCGAGCUUCUCUCCAGUCGUUUAAGGGAGCUGGUGUCGUCCGGACAAGGCUUCGUUCGGGCCCAGUUCGGAGUGGAUUUGGGUCUGAAACCAGAGCUUUACCCGAGCUGGCUCAUCCUGUCCACAGCUGCUGUGGGUCUGUUGCUGCUGCUGGGGGCUUCCUGGGCCGCCGUCUGCUGCGGCGGAGGAGGAGGGCUGCUGGUCAGCAAGAAGCGAGCCUACCAGGUCAGCCAAGGCGGCGAGGAGACGAAGACAACCAGCCUGAACAAUAAAAGUGUCAAACCGGAGGAGCAGAAGAAGAGGAACAAAAAGAAAACCGGUGACAAGAAGACUCAACCCAAUGGACAGCCAUUGGUUGCUGCUCAACAGGAAGUUAAAGAGACUGAGACUUUGUCCAAACCAGCCCCACCAUUAAAAGCUGAGAAGGUGCAUGAGGUGCAGGCUCCGGCGCAGUUGAAAAAAAACAGGAAGAAGCCCAAGAGUGAUGCAAAACCAGUUCAGCUUUUGUCCACAAGUGAUGGGAAAGAACCUGAUGAUGGUGUAUGGGAGACUAAAGUCAGCAAUCGAGAGAAGAGGCAACAGCGAAGGAAGGACAAAGGUUCAGAGGGUUCUGGGAGUCCAGGAAGUGUUGAAGCUUCCAAGCCUCAUGUGGAAACCCCCACAGCCCCAAUAACCAACAAGAAGAAAAGAGGAAACAAUGAGAACCAGCAUUCAAGACCAAGCGCAAAGGGAGACCCAUCCAGUGGUAAAGGCAAAGCUGAGACAUUUAGCUCGUCUUCCACAUGGAAAGGGGAGCCCACCGUCAAUGGUGGAGCCUGGGCCGACGGCUCAUUGAAGGUCACUGGUCAGAGUGGAUCUGCUGAAGAAGCGAAGUGGAGCUCCAUAUCUGCAUCGGUACGAUACCGGCCCCAGACUGACCCCAAGCCCUGGGCUCAGGAGCCUCCAGCUUGGAGCAGCACGGAUGGCAAAAUGAAGACGAUGCCCUUUUCUGUGCUGCAGCUGAACUCCACAGAUCCAGCCUCAAAUUCAGCUAAGAUGCACUGGGUAAACCAAAGCAGUGUUGAUGAUCAGUGGUCAGGAUUCAAGGGUGCAGCUGUAGACUCUGCCUCUGACUGGAAUGCCCCAGCAGAGCACUGGGGAAACUAUGAAGAGCCUCCUAUACUGGUGGCAGCAGAAACCCUGCAGAAGGAUCAACCCAAGAUAUCUGAAGAUGAAAAGGACAUUGAUAAUCCCUCAGAGGGGGCAGCUAAAGCUAAGAAGAAGAGGAACAAGAAGAAGAAAACAGAAGAAGAGCCUGUGCCUGAUGCUCAGACUCCAAGUGCAGUAACCAAAGCCCCAGAGCGUCCUGCACUGCCUCUGAAUUCGCAGAACACCAGCAUAUCAUCCUCUCAGAAGAAGUCUGAGCAGACCAUCGAACCUCAGAAACCCUCCCAGAAGAAAAGGGUCCGAAAAGAAACCUGAAGGAACAACACAAGUCUGGACCAACCUUAUGCAAAUGAUUAAAUGUUUCACAGGCAAUAAUUACCAGGUACAUUUUUUUUUUUGUUUUGUCUUAGACAGGUACCAUUUAGAUGACGGCAAAGAACAAAUAUAUGUUGUACAGCAGUGAAAGGUGGUCCUAUGGACUGUUAAUUGCAACCAAUUUUGCACUAUUUGCUAAACUGCAGCCAGAGGAAGAGUAUCAGGUGGGCUUUUAGUAAUACUACAUGUUAAUUGGUGUUUUUUGUUCCUCCUUUGUUUUUAAAUCCAAAACGAGUUUGUGAAAUUGUCAACACAGGUUUAACUUAAGGUUUAAUUUAACUUUCUUGUCUUGCAAAAUCAGAGUUGGGUUGAGGAAAUGAUGCACUUUGUUUUACUUUGAUCUCCUGCCUCCUCACUGGGAUGUACUUUUGCUAAAGGUAGAGAAGGAUUUAAUUUGGCUCUAACAAACAGCAAACCUGACAUGCAAAACUUCCAUCAUACCCUGAAUAGGCUGAAAGAGAAACCUUAGAUCAGCUCUGUUGCUCAAAACUUUCAAUGGUCUUUAAAAGAACUUUAUUUUUAAAUUGAAAACUCUUUAAAACAUUAAACAUAUUUUUCUGGUUAUUUCACAGAUAAAGUUAGAAGUUAACAGAGAGUCAUCAUUGGUAUGGAUAUUAUAUAUUUUUAAACCUUUAAUGAUUUGUUUUUUUUAUUGGUCCAGGUGAACUAAUUUUAUAAAAUGCAGCUUUAAUUAUCUAAAAUUAAGACUUUAAGAUUUUACUUUUCCUUGAAAAUUAUACUCAAAUUCUCAUAUAUGCCCCUUAUGAUAUUUGAAUAUGGGUCUCCAAGCAAACAGGAGGAAAGCUGCUUUUUUAACCUAUUAACCCUUGUAAUUCUGACAGGAUAUGUGAUAGAAAUAUGGUUGAUUCCUUAUAAUUUGCUAAGUUCCCUUUAUAACAUAACCUUCUCAGCAUAGUCUGACAUUUUCAAUUGGGAUUUUCAGAAAACUGUUGCACUUUUUGAUCUAUUCAGUGUUCAGUUUGAAAGGAUUUUAGGAGAUCAAUGAUUAUAAUGGAUCAAAUCAUUCCUGUUUUAUCAACCGCACGGUGUUCUGCUUUCAAUUCUCAAGAAGUUGACCUGAGUUGAAAGAGUUUUUUUUAUCUGUAUUUUACCAUCCAAUUUUUACAGCACACUAGUAAAAUCUGCAAUCAAACACAUCUCUUUCUAAGGCUGCCACUAGCUGGCAAUUUGGUGUCUCACCUAUUUAAAUGAACUUAAUACAAAUAUUUUUAUUAUUUUGGCCAAACAGAUCUGCUUUUUUUCUUUUUUUUUAAACCAUAAACCUUUUCUUUACUUUAAAAUGUCAGCCUAGUUUAAAAAUGUUAAAGUUGUUGCAGAAGCUUCAUUCUUUUUCACAACUUUCUCAGCCAUUGAUAAUGUAAAGCCAUGCAUUUUCAACCCCUACUAGUAUGCAAUGGGUUAAAAUCUUGGUGGUUUUGGAUAAGCCGAACUUUUCUAGUAAGUGUUCUUACAGGAUAAAAAUCACAAACGUGAAUCAAAAUGUAUUUUGGAAAGAAUAAGCAAGGAUUUAAAGUCUAUUUUGUGCCAGGAAAAAGGAAAACAACCAGUUUAAAUAUUAGUGGAGUGCUAUCCACAGGAGAUAAAUGUUUGUAGAUUCAACCAUGUACUCCUAUGUCUUUUAUGGUAUGAAAACUCCACCAUGCAGAAGAAAUGGGUUAAAUGCAUCGAUAAAAUUAGAUAAUUAGUAAAACAUUUAUGCCAACGAUGACUGAAUACAUGCUUUUAACUGAAAUGAAAACAAAUUUUAAGGUAUACUCUGAGGAAAAGGGAGAUCAUCUGUGAGAAAGCUUCAUUAUAAAUACUUUCUUUAUGAUAUAGUUUGCUGCAAAGGGUGUGAAAUUCCAGUGGAUUCAUUCAUAGUUCGUGCUUGAUUGUUUUUUUUUUUAUAUACCUAAACCCAUUCGUUUAAAUCAAAGUUAUCUUACUAUUUCUUAUUUUGUUGAAAAUCGUGUAGGAUGGCGUAAAUUAAACUAAAUUAAAUCAUUCCAUUGAUUCUCUUUUAGAAAGAAAGGAUAAUUAUUUAAACAAUCUGCUGUUAUGUCAUAUGGAUAUUCUAUAAAGAUACGUUUGAUUUCUUUAGGACAUUCUUUAAAACGUUUAUGUGUACAGACAGUCUUACUUUGCAUUUUCAAAUGAGUUUGGUCUUGUUAUAGUAAAGAAAAUUCAUACUUUCCCAGUUAUUUUUUCCACCCCACAGUUCGGGUGCGGCACAUGUUGGGGUUUAGCUUGAACAAAAUAAGUACAAAUUUGGUUUAAGCUCCCCUGUGAUCGCAGUAACUGGUAGAAGCCACCAGGAGGCACUGUAAUUGAAGCCUAAUGGGGUCAAGUGAUGAAAGUGUGAUUUAUCUAAAUGCUGUCUUUUUACUUCCAAGUUGUGGCGAUGAUUAAGUCUGUCCUUUUUUUCUAAGUAACUUGUAUGCUUUUUAAAAAAACUAAUUAUUCUGCUCUCUAAAUGACUUUUUACAAAUGUUUCGUUCUAGUCUUAAACUAAAAAAGCCACGCCAUAUAUAUACAUGUAUAUAUAGAUUGUAAGGGCUUUUUUCUAGGUUGUGAUUACACUGUGAAAGAGACUGUAUAGAAAUUCCUUUUAUUGUAAAUUGAUUGUUUUUAAUCCUUUUCUUUUUAAUGUGAAACACAUUUUCUCCUAUCAGGAAAUAAUUGUGAAGAGAAGCAACAAAAAAAUAAAUUAAAAAGUUUCUUUCAAAUUGUAACAUUGAGCAGUUUGAACUUUUUAAUUCAAGAUGAACUGAGAAAUGUAUGCACUCAUUUACACAAUUGUACAUUUGCAUUAAAAAGGAAUUUAUAUCUUCUGCCUUAAUCUGCUGUAUAGAAAGUCAAUGGGAGUCCUUUUUAUGGUUUCCAUCCAUUUGCAAGUUUUGAUGUCAGAAUAUUUUUUUUUAUUUUUGUAUUUUACUUGACUGUGGUAAUGGUAGUUGCGGAUAAAGAUACAUGAAGGACCAGUCUUUUGUGCUUUAUUUUUUUUUCUAGGGUACAUUUUUCUAUAAAUAACAUGACAUAUUUUUUUUUCUUACUUGCAAACUCUAUACUUUCUAUGGGCAUCCAUUUUAUCUGGCUUCUGAAGGACUCAAAACAUUAAAAUGUUUAUUGGCUGUUGGUCAUUAAUGUUUAUAGAUCUGAACUGAUGUUACACUGUGGCUUUGGGUGACCCUUUGUUCAGUUUUUACAGAUGAUUUUAAUGUAUUUAUACAGUUGUGUGUAGAAGAUCUUUUUGUGAAUGAUUUUUAAGAACAUUAUGAUGAUUUGUUUGCUUGAGAAGGAAUUAAACAAAUGCUUCUAAUCACUUUGUGGAUUUUAUUGUGCCCGAUGCCACAAAUAAACAUUUCAUAAGGUAAAGCAGG
Molecule: messenger RNA, 5067 nt
Organism: Cyprinodon variegatus (sheepshead minnow)
Lineage: Eukaryota; Metazoa; Chordata; Actinopteri; Cyprinodontiformes; Cyprinodontidae
Gene: mtdha
Product: protein LYRIC-like
Exons: 12
Coding region: 131-1627 (498 amino acids)
Biological process (GO): positive regulation of canonical NF-kappaB signal transduction; positive regulation of angiogenesis; negative regulation of apoptotic process
Cellular component (GO): nucleus
Molecular function (GO): transcription coregulator activity
Source: RefSeq, a predicted model, not a curated record